Messenger RNA from Closterium sp. NIES-67, 1171 nucleotides. The record is from the annotation of a GenBank genome assembly. Lineage: Eukaryota; Viridiplantae; Streptophyta; Zygnematophyceae; Desmidiales; Closteriaceae.
ACAUCAUCACGGAUUUCCGUGCAACCGCCUGAAUAGGUAUUCUCAGCGGAUGCCAUCAGACGGCUCCUGCCAUCUUCUGCUUCGUUCGGGGCGCCUUGAUUCUAAAUAUCCGACAGCUAGGCCGGCUAACCUCUCGAGGAUUCCGACUUUCCGUACACCUGCGUAGGCGUUUUUCCCAGCAGAGCUCAUGGCGCUUGCACUGCAACCCUCUCGCGCCGUGACGAGCAUCCGUCCAGCCACGGCAGAAUCUCUCGCGCUCAGUACUCCUUCCGUCGCCGUCUCUUUUCCACGACUGUCGUCCGCUCGCUUGGCGCAGAAGCGAGGGACACCGGGAUGCCGCACAAGUCCAGUCGCCCACGCGACAGCGAGCAGCAGCGCCGCCUCCGCAGGCAGCGGCAGCAUUUACGGCGACGAUACUAGGCCGGAUAAUCCCGUGGAGGCGAGCGGGCUGGGCGCAUCGGACGUGCGUCUGGAGGCGAGACGCGCGGUCGAUUUCUCGGAGCGCCUCAUGGCCGACCCCUACCUCCCCGUCGAGUCCGCCAUGACCACACCGGUGGUGACGACGACGGCGGCGAACACGAUCAGCAGCAUCCUGGACCAGUUCGUGCACUUCACGGGGCUGCCCGUGGUGGACCGCGAGGGGCACUGCGUCGGCGUCAUCUCCAACAUCGACAUCGCCAAGCACCAGCGACGCUCCUUCAAAAGCGUCGCCGACGCGCUCGUCAAGGAAGUGAUGACAUCGCCUGCCAUCGUCAUCACAGAACAUGCUCCUGUGGCGUAUGCUGCCGGACUCAUGCUCAAACACAAGAUUCAUCGCCUGCCAGUUGUGGAUAACACCAAUGUGGUGGUUGGCAUUCUCACCCGCACGGACAUCUACGAGCCCCUCAUGCCUGCUGUCAACCCAGUGCUCCAUCGUCUUGUAGGCUUUGAAGAGCCCAAACCACCCACUGCUAACCUGUAGCUGGGUCAUGUGUCCACGGAAAAUUUGAGCGUGCCAGCCACCAUUCGUAACGGUCUGAUCGAUGGUGGUUAAAACGAGGGCAUCAAAUCUCGCUCUUCCUUUGUAAUAUUUUCAUUUUUAACAUCUGGAGGUAGUACCAAAAGGGUGCAGUAUUUGCCCAGUUCUCCACGCUUGUUGUCUAAAGUGGAUGCUAUAAUUACCUAAUGGUUA